GUCAGAUGUGCAAACUCUUCUCAAGCUCCAAAAACAAAAAAAAACCCCAAAACAAAAUAAAAUCCCAACAAUAAAUCACACUAACCGCCAACCCAUCACUGUCUUCUUCGUCUUGAGGAAGUUUCCAUCAAUUUCCUUCUAUCAAAGACUCUAUCUUUCUCUCUUUCAAUUCUUGGUUGGGUUUUUUUGGGGGUGAUUUAAAGCUAUGUCGUCUUCUUCAUAAGUGGUAAAACAAGAUACUGUUGAUUGGUGAAUGCUGAUGGGUUCUUCAUCAAAGGGAGUGAGUAAUGGUUAUGAUUACUCUUUCAAGCUACUGUUGAUUGGUGAUUCUGGUGUUGGGAAGAGCAGUAUUCUCCUCGGUUUCAUCUCCAACUCCGUUCAUGAUCUCUCACCCACCAUUGGUGUGGAUUUUAAGAUCAAGCUAUUCACGUUUGGAGGGAAAAGAUUGAAGCUUACAAUUUGGGACACAGCUGGGCAGGAAAGAUUUGGACCAAUGACGAACUCUUACUAUAGAGGCGCACAUGGAAUCAUUCUUGUUUAUGACGUGACAAGGCGAGAAACUUUUACAAAUUUGUCAGAUUUAUGGGCAAAGGAAGUAGAACUUUACUCCACAAAUCAUGAUUGUAUCAAAAUUCUCGUGGGAAAUAAAAUCGAUAGGGACAGUGAGAGAGCUGUAACAAGAGAAGAGGGGAUAUCUCUUGCACAGCAGUAUAAGUGUUCGUCAUUCCUUGAAUGCAGCGCUAAGACAAGAACAAAUGUACAGCAGUGCUUCAAAGAUGUCACACUUAAGAUACUCGAGGUACCCAGUUUGCUAGAAAAAGGGUCUGCCGUUGUAGCAGCGAAGAGACAAACUUUGAAACAGAAACAAGAACAUCGAAACCCUAGAAAUGGCAAUUGCUGCUCAUAAUCAAAAUCUAGUAAUGCAGAUGCUGUGCGAGAGAGAGACACAAUACUCCAAAAACAAAGCAGAAGUUCUGGGAUUCUGAGCAAUCCGGAGCCGGGUGGAGCAGGCGAUCUUGACAACUCUACAAAACAAAUAGCAUAAGUUUGUACCCUAUUUUACAGCUCUAUUUGGAGCCAUAGCUGUUUUCUCCAUAUUUUGGGCUGUCUGUCACAUCUUAGUUUCCUUGUAAAUAUGUUGAGUUUUGGUUCAUAUGAUCCCAUUUAUUUUUUGUUUAUGUUGAAAUAGACAUUAGGUUUUAUGCUUGGUUUAUUUGUAUUCUAGGAUUAUAGGAACAUGAAAUAACAGAUGGACUUCAGGCUAUA
Molecule: messenger RNA, 1266 nt
Organism: Tripterygium wilfordii
Lineage: Eukaryota; Viridiplantae; Streptophyta; Magnoliopsida; Celastrales; Celastraceae
Product: ras-related protein RABC2a-like
Exons: 6
Coding region: 254-907 (217 amino acids)
Molecular function (GO): GTPase activity; GTP binding
Source: RefSeq, a predicted model, not a curated record